AUGUACAUACCUCGAACAUGGUUUCUUCAAUCCGUCCGCGGCUACGCGUCCGCAGCUAAGAGAGGACCGAGUCGGUUGGGGAAAGCUAUUGAUUUGGAUCAUUUUAUCCAACGCGGUCGGGCAUUGGCUUUAUGGCGAACAAUCGUGCGCGGAUGUAGAAAGAUUCCAGAUGAGGGGACAAGGGAGGAAACACUGAGGUUUGCAAGAGAAGAGUUUCGCAGGAAUAGAAACGUUGAAGAUUUGACACAGAUUCGCUAUUUGAUAUCAACGGGCAAGACACAGUGGGAGACUAUGGAGAGGUAUAUUGAUGGAUUAUAA
This is a messenger RNA of Amorphotheca resinae ATCC 22711, 318 nucleotides long. RefSeq lists its product as hypothetical. NCBI's taxonomy places the organism in Eukaryota, Fungi, Ascomycota, Leotiomycetes, Helotiales, Amorphothecaceae. Bases 1 to 318 code for a protein of 105 amino acids. The record is from RefSeq and is a predicted model, not a curated record. The transcript is spliced from 3 exons. Gene Ontology annotation, cellular component: mitochondrion.